AUGAAACGAAUGAACAAAUUUAAUCGAGAGGAUUAUCAAUCGUGGUUGGAGAGUUUUUGUUUUAUUUUGACAUGGUUGGAAGAUUUUACCUUGUCGUUUAGAAAUUGUCAAAAGUCAAUGUCGUUGAUGAACCCUCCUGAAUGUGACAAACUCUUUCAUGAAAAGGAUUUUCAAGGAAAAUCAGCGAUUGAGUAUAUUGAAUUUGAAAUUUCCUCAAAUUUGGAAUGUGACAAGAGAUGGUUGAAUGCUUUGGAUUUGUUGAAAUGUUUCGAGUGCAAGUAUGUUGCAGCGAGAACAAUGGAAUCGAUUCAUGGAAUUACAACUCAUGCCAAUGUCAUCACAACACCCAAACACAAGAAGGGAAUUUUGUCAGCUCUGUUUAUAUCGAGUCAGUUGUCUGAUGAACAUGUUCAUCCAAAAUCAAUGAGUAGUAGUAGAAGUAGUAGUAGAAGUAGUAGUAGCAGUAGUAGUUUGACGUUGAGUUCCACGAAUUCUUCAUUGACGGCACAUUCAGUUUCCUCUUCCUCAUUGAGUGAUAGUCUAUCCUCUUCGAGUCAAUCGUCAUCGAAAUCAACGAGUCAGCACAAAGCUGCCUCGAUGUUGAAUCCACGCCAACAACAUGGAAAUGUGUUGAAAGAAUUUAUGAGGAAAUUGUCCAUGAAAAAGCAAUAA
Naegleria lovaniensis is the source of this 672-nucleotide messenger RNA. RefSeq lists its product as uncharacterized. Lineage: Eukaryota; Heterolobosea; Eutetramitea; Acrasida; Naegleriidae. The record is from RefSeq and is a predicted model, not a curated record. The coding region runs from base 1 to 672 and encodes 223 amino acids. The transcript has a single exon.